AAUCAGUCUUGUGUUGUGUUGUGUGUGAAAAUGGACAUUCAUUAGUACUCUCAUUUCUAGAUGUUAAGCAAUUUUGGAAUCAUUUCUCAUCAAAAAGUUUGCAUCUUUAUGUUGGAAUCUUUUUGGUGAAUUUGCUAUCUUUAUAUUUGGAAUCUCCGAUCUAAUGGCCGCGAUCACUGAGACCCUAGUCACUGAUGAUGUUGGUGAGGGAAUUGAGAAGAAGAGCUUGGUGACGACUGAUUCUAAACCGGAAUCUGAAUCCAAACCUGAACCGGAGUCUGAUCAAAUGAAGAAGCUGGAGGCUUUGUUCAAGAAACUGAACCCUGAAGCUAAAGAGUUUAUCCCUUCUUACAAGAAGCAUUAUCAGUCUCUGUCUUCUGAUGAUUUUGCCAUCACUACUAAGAAGCAAUCUAGUGGUGAAGAAUUCAACAAAAAAGAUGGCUGCAAGAGAAGAAACGAUUAUAACCAAGGGAGGAAAGUUAGGUUAGCUGGAAGAGCUUACAAGGCUCAAAGAGAGGAUAGUAUUAGAAGAACAGUCUAUGUCUCCGACAUUGAUCAGAGUGUAACUGAGGAAGUCUUAGCUGGCUUGUUCAGCAGCUAUGGACAAGUUGUUGAUUGUCGUAUCUGUGGAGAUCCACAUUCAGUUCUUCGCUUUGCCUUUGUUGAGUUCUCUGAUGACCAAGGUGCAAGAGCUGCUUUAAGUGUGGGUGGAACAGUUAUCGGUUAUCACCCGGUUAGAGUCUUGCCUUCAAAGACUGCUAUUCUUCCAGUGAAUCCCACAUUUCUCCCCAGGGUAAAUGAUGAAAGGGAGAAGUGUACAAGAACCAUCUACUGCACUAAUGUCGACAAGAAUGCCACUGAAGAUGAUGUCAGAACCUUCUUUGAGUCUGCCUGCGGUGAGGUUACUCGCAUAAGGCUUCUUGGCGAUCAGUUGCAUUCUACUCGCAUAGCUUUUGUUGAAUUUGCCGUGGCAGAGAGUGCAGUUGCAGCACUCAACUGCAGCGGAGUAGUCUUAGGAUCUCAGCCCAUAAGGGUAAGUCCGUCAAAGACACCAGUGAGAUCAGGAUUCAGUCGAUCACCAUCCACAAACUAGGAGAGAAACAGAACCCAAGAAGCUUUGUUGAUGAAGGAGAGUGAUAGCAACAAACACUUCGUUUUUACUUUUUUUCAUUUGUCAUUUUAAUUAUUUUCUAGAGCAGAGUUCUGUAGUAUCUGGAGACAAAAGCAAGAAACGAUGGAACAUUGCUUCUGAGUUCUUGUUCUGAGACUCAUUUGAGCAUUUAAACCUUCUUUCUGAGAUGGAAACUUCUGGUUUCAUUUUUAUUCA
Messenger RNA from Raphanus sativus (radish), 1327 nucleotides. Its product is annotated as polyadenylate-binding protein-interacting protein 8. Gene Ontology annotation, molecular function: RNA binding. The record is from RefSeq and is a predicted model, not a curated record. NCBI's taxonomy places the organism in Eukaryota, Viridiplantae, Streptophyta, Magnoliopsida, Brassicales, Brassicaceae. The coding region runs from base 164 to 1093 and encodes 309 amino acids. The transcript has 10 exons.